CAUUCCUGCGGGACGGUUACAUUAAUUCGCACACCGUCGUAACUCGUCAACCGUGUCCGCGUCAACGUCGUACUUUAUAGGUAUAUAAUAUAAUAUAUGCUCGGUGAAAAUACAGUAUUAUUGCGCGGACUAUGCAUCCGAACACAUAUAUUAACACUAUAUUUUUACGCUGAGAUAACAAAAACAAAUUCAGAAAAAAAAUUCUCCAGCUGUGUAACGGUCGAAAACCGCGGUCUUGUCGAAGUUUAUUCUUCUCCCCCGGAAGCGUUGCAAGAGAGUGCGCGUUCGAAGCCACGAGACGUUUUCAUACUUUAAACAAUGCAUUUCGCUCCGGAAUAGUAUACUGCAAUCGGUUUUACCGCAAUAGUAUGAACUUGGCCCAUAAUUCGGAGUAUCUCCUGAAACGCUGAGUCCACCAUUAUUGUGUUUGGUACAACGGUGGUCGUCACUAUACAUAGAGAGAAUUUCAAUAUAUUACAUUGCAGCUGCGGGAACAAAUGCAAAAUAUUAAAUAUACAUCUACGCAACAGUUUCAUAAGACGAACAAUUUAACAAGACACGUUAACGUACAGCUGUCGGCACACGAAAAUAAUAUUAAUAUGUUCAACGACACGCGCAACGGCAGCAGCUUAUGGACGAAAAACGCGGCCGGGCUGGAACAGGCGGCGGUCAUCGAGGAGCUGAUCGCCGAGUUCUCGUCGUCGCAAAUGAAGUUCACCGAGACCAGAAGCAUCAUGUUGAUCGGUCUCUACGUCCCGUUGUUCUUGGUCGCGGCCAUAGCGAAUUCCGUGGUUAUCGUCGUGGUCAUCAAGUACCACUACAUGCGCAGUGUGACCAACUACUUUUUGGUGAACUUGUCCAUCGCCGAUCUUCUGGUGACAUUCAUAUGCAUGCCAAUGGCCGUUGGACAGUCGGUGACUGGUUUAUGGCUGUACGGCGAAACUAUGUGCAAAUUGACAUCGUAUUUACAAGGUGUUUCAGUUGGAGCAAGCGUUUUUACUAUAGCUGCAAUGAGUAUCGACAGAUAUUUGGCUAUCGAACAUUCGAUGUCAUUCAGAAAAGUACUCAAUCGAAAAUCAACCAUAUAUGUCAUACUUGCUUUAUGGCUUGUGUCCAUGACUAUAUUCGGUCCAGUUUUAUGGGUCCGUCAAACAGAAUCUGUGGAGUUGGGAGAUGAUCCAAUAUUAAUUGAUGCUGUCCAUAGAUAUGGUUUGGCUUGGUGUAUAGAGGACUGGGGACACCCGCACGCAAAGUCUACGUUAUCUAAACACGUUUAUGGUAUUCUGUGUUUUGUUCUGGUGUAUGCUACACCUGGAUUUCUAGUUACUGGAGCCUACACAUUGAUGGGUCGGAGACUAUGGGCAGUACGACCACCAUUUGAUGACCAGCAGGGCAUGAUAAGUGUUCAACAGGUCAGAAUGGUACGCGAGAGACGUAGAGUAGCAAGAAUACUCUUUUUCUUAGCAGUUAUAUUUGCAUUGUGUUGGUUACCAUACAACUUAUUAACACUUUUUUUAGAUUUAGACAUCACACUUGAUAAUUUUGGUCUAGAUCAGGAGUAUUUAAUGAAGUGGUAUCCAUUUACACUUCUUUUAGGCCAUGCUAAUUCAGCAAUCAACCCUUUGUUGUAUUGUUUUAUGACAAGGAAUUUUCGAAGAACAAUCAAGGGUUUUGUAUGCAAUACUGGAAUUGCGAAGCCGAGAAGAAGAAAUCGAUGCAAAGUUUCAGAAAGGGCUGACCGAGAAAAGCACAACAAGUGGAUACGGCUCGUUCCGCAACCCACGUCGGCUAUGUUUCACCCUGGCCCAACUACGCCAAAACAAUACAGUCCAAACACGAACUGCAACGAUAUCAAACCUUGCUGUUCUGUAAAUGAAAAAGAGUUCAUUUUGUAAUAUUAUAUUGUAUUGAUUUGCUUGAAUUCAUUUUUAUAUUAUAUAAUUAAUGUAUUUAAUGUAUAUAAAGCUUAUAUAAGUUCGUACUCAAAAAAAAAAAAAAAUACUCGUAAAUAAUCUUAUUUUUUUUUUUUAUUAUUAUUAUUAUAAUUAUUAUAACUAUUGUCGUCUUUUUACAAAUAUCUAUCUAAAAUGUUAUUUAAUUUAUUGACAUAAAUAUAAUAUAACAAUAUUAUUGUACAUACCUA
Messenger RNA from Metopolophium dirhodum (rose-grain aphid), 2143 nucleotides. Its product is annotated as orexin/Hypocretin receptor type 1-like. The record is from RefSeq and is a predicted model, not a curated record. Bases 498 to 1895 code for a protein of 465 amino acids. NCBI's taxonomy places the organism in Eukaryota, Metazoa, Arthropoda, Insecta, Hemiptera, Aphididae. The transcript is spliced from 10 exons. Gene Ontology annotation, molecular function: peptide binding; neuropeptide Y receptor activity. Gene Ontology annotation, biological process: G protein-coupled receptor signaling pathway. Gene Ontology annotation, cellular component: membrane.